GAAGUGACAAUUUGGAAAGAUCAUCCGAUCAAGAAAUUCUACGAAAAAAGACACGUUGUGUGCCGGUAAACACUGUUAUUUAACUGAAUGAAAAGUAUGAUUGACAACUGCCAUAUUCAUGUCAGACCAACAAACAAUUAGAAUUGAGAUAGAAAGGCUUAUUGACGCCAGUUUAAGUGAAAUGGACAAAAAAGGGGACAGAAAAUCUCCCUCUGAAAACACAACCCUCAAACAAAGACAUUCUCAUUCCACUAACGGUGAUGUUAAAGAUAAGUCCAAUCUACUAGACAUUAUGCAUCAAGAAAGACAAGAUCGCGAAAAAAUCGUCUUGUGGAGAAAACCGUUAAAGACUAUACACUUCUCCUGUCUGGAGACAGCCUCUCUACUGAAUCAGGCUGGAAAAAAGUUAUGGAGACGGAAGAUCGCUGUGGUGACGUCUAUGUUGAUGCUGUUUACUUUUUAUCUCGUCUACAUUACUCAGGGAACACACCAGCCAUAUGUUGCAAAAAUAGAGAAAUAUGUAUUAUGGUGUGCAUAUUGGUUAGGUCUUGGUGUAUUAUCAUCUGUAGGUCUGGGGACAGGAUUACAUACAUUUCUAUUAUAUCUGGGACCACAUAUUGCAGCAGUCACACUAGCAGCUUAUGAAUGUAAAUCUACAAACUUUCCAGAACCACCCUAUCCCACAGAAAUUGUUUGUCCGGAAGGUGUAACAGACGGCAGCGCAGUAUCAUUAUGGACUAUAAUGAAUAAAGUCAGACUUGAAGCUAUUAUGUGGGGUGCAGGGACUGCACUUGGAGAAUUACCGCCAUAUUUUAUGGCAAGGGCAGCCAGACUGUCAGGGGCAGAUCUUGAUGAUGAUGAGUUUGAAGAAAUAGAAGAACUAAUACAUGAGAAAAAAGAGCAUCCAGAAGAAUUAGGAUUUAUGGAAAAAUCGAAGUUAGCUGUACAUAACCUUGUACAGAAAGUGGGGUUCUUUGGUAUCUUAGCCUGUGCAUCGAUACCAAACCCUUUGUUUGAUUUGGCAGGAAUCACAUGUGGUCAUUUUCUCAUUCCAUUUUGGACAUUUUUUGGUGCAACAUUAAUAGGAAAAGCUGUAAUAAAAAUGCAUAUACAGAAAUUAUUUAUUAUAUUCAUGUUUAGUGCACAUCAUGUGGAAACUAUAGUCAAGUUAAUAGGAAAAGUUCCCUCCAUAGGUUUAUCUUUACAGACACCAUUUAAAGAAUAUUUAGAAGUUCAGAAGAAAAAGCUUCAUCACAAACCAGGAACUCAUGUCAAAUCUGAUUCCAACCUGUUGGGAUGGAUAUUUGAGAAACUUAUUAUUGUAAUGGUUGUAUAUUUUGUCCUGUCAAUCAUCAACUCCACAGCCCAGAGCUACCACAAAAGACUUUGUAAAGAAAAACACAAGAAAUCUCAAUCAUGAUUAGAGAUAUUAUGUGUAUAAAAAAACAGUGCAAAUAUUGUUUGUAAAACUGUACUACUGUUUGUGUGUGUGUAUUUGUGAGUUCAAACCAUAUUAGGUUAAUUCUUUUAUACAAUGUAGCACAUAUCAUUUCAGUUGUGUAGUUUUUUUAAUUGAACGUUUCAUUCACUAUAGUUAUGUAUUAAAAGAUGGAAAUUCUAUUUUCUUAUAAUUUUCAAUUAUUAUUUUUGUUAAUUUUAUUUGUUUUGAUUUUGAAAUAUUUUGAAUUUUCACUAUUUAAAAAUUGAUAAAAGAAUUAAUUUAUCAUGGCAUAUUUAUUGUAUUUGAAUGUUUGUAAUACGAAUUCUGAAUAACUUAUUUUAAAUGUAUAUAGUUGGCUAUAAUAAUGGAAUGCUUCAUACUGUGAAAAUGAUAUCAGACAAUCCCAUUGUUUUCAGCACAACAUACAUAGCAAAAAACUAUUCUUAAAGUUCAUUUUUCAAUGAAAAUAAGAUUAAAGAG
Messenger RNA from Mytilus trossulus (common blue mussel), 1921 nucleotides. RefSeq names its product vacuole membrane protein 1-like. The transcript has 13 exons. The coding region runs from base 119 to 1420 and encodes 433 amino acids. Gene Ontology annotation, biological process: autophagy; Golgi organization. The record is from RefSeq and is a predicted model, not a curated record. Gene Ontology annotation, cellular component: endomembrane system; membrane; endoplasmic reticulum. Lineage: Eukaryota; Metazoa; Mollusca; Bivalvia; Mytilida; Mytilidae.